Saccostrea cuccullata (small rock oyster) is the source of this 1143-nucleotide messenger RNA. RefSeq lists its product as uncharacterized. NCBI's taxonomy places the organism in Eukaryota, Metazoa, Mollusca, Bivalvia, Ostreida, Ostreidae. Bases 70 to 1143 code for a protein of 357 amino acids. The transcript is spliced from 2 exons. Gene Ontology annotation, cellular component: membrane. The record is from RefSeq and is a predicted model, not a curated record.
GGCAACUAGACAACUUGAGACACGUCUUACAACUGAUACCUAUUGACUACAAAGAGAGUUUGCUGAGAAAUGGGAUUUUAUAAAAGGGAAAUGUCGAUACCCACAUCUGAACCUUCUAAAUUGAACGCAUCUCAUAUUGAUGAAGAGACAGAAUUGAAUUACAAAAAUAUAUAUCGGUUUCUAUUUGGCGGAAUCAUUCAGGGAAGCUGGAAAGAAACAGAACAUGGUUCUUCAAACUAUUAUGAUUUUCUAAAAGAAUUUUCCGUGUCGUUCUAUUUAUUCAAUGCAAGGGCUAUUGGUUUGACAUCGGAAGAAUUUGAGAAAUCAACGACGAUUUUGGCAUUGAUUAUCGGAAUACUGGGUUUCGUUGGAAAUAUCGUGACCAUCUGCACAAUUUUAUGCCAUAAAAAGUUUCAUACUCCAACAUUUGUUGCCAUCGGGUGCCUUGCAUUUUUCGAUAUGCUUAAUAUCAUCUCGGCUAUGUUAGAUAAAUUUUCGACUUUGGUAACUUAUCUUAAAAUUCAACAUCUUGUUUUCGAUAGAGCUUUUGGGAUUGCAAUUGGUUAUUUUCUACGUGAUAUACUUUUUAGCUGUUCAAGUUCACAAAUUGUUUUCCUCUAUAUGAUCAGAUAUUUAUUAACAGUUCAUCCCUUACAGAGCAAGAUUCGACUUACCCCCUCAAUUGUUUUGGCAUGCUCUGUGAUGAUUUGUACUUUUCUUUCCCUGUUUUCAGCUUUCAGAUUAAUAAUAAUAACAACGAUUAUUAAAGAUCCACUUCAUCUUUAUAAAAUCAUUCGUCUUAUCUCCGGUAUCAUUUAUACUCUUCUAGGGCUGCUUUCUAUCUGUGCGAUAAUUAUUAUACACAUCAAAAAAGAGAAAGCUUUAAAAAUCUCUCCUAUUACAAACAACAUCCAUAGAAAAAUGAAUGUCACUAUUUCCAUUAUAUUAUCAGUUUUUAUUUGCUUUCAAAUUUCAGUUUUAAUAUAUAACUCUGUUUUCUUUGCUUAUAAGCUUCAUAAUGAUAAUAAUAAUAUUUCAGAGACCUUUUUACUAUACACAUACUAUGUAGCAUUACUCUUCGCAUUUUUGAAUUUCUCUAGUAAUCCUUAUAUACUCUUUUUUGCUUCACAGAUCGUUUCAUAA